ACCACCAACGCAAGACACAAUCCACGAACUUUGACGGGUGCCAAUUCCGCGACGAACACCGGUCCAAGAGAGUGUCCCAAUCCAAACCCAAAUGCUCCCAGCAGCUUACCACCAAAGAGUUGCAUGAUCGUCUCACUAAAGUAUUGCGUGAUGAUACCAGCAACGCAGAGCAGGCAACCGAUGAUGAUCGUUUUCUUCCGCCCCAUGAUAUCCGAGAUGAAGCCUGUAGCAAAGGCUGAGCAAAAUAGACCGACUGUUGUUGCUGCAUUCAAGAUCUGCUGGUCGACAGCUCUUAUCUCGCGGAUACCGGAACUCGUUUCAACUCCGAAUUGAUCGAGAAAGGAUUCGACGGCGAGCAAGUUCCCGACGGUGCUGUUUUCGUAGCCGAAGUUGAUGGGCAGGAGGAAGAUAAACAGACCUAGAGGGAAAUCAGCAUGGCUUCCGCACGGGGGGGGCGUUGUUGAUACUUACACCACGCUAGGACACGCUUGUGCUCCCAUAGUUCGCCCCAGGUUAUCUUUCCUGAGUUCGGGUCGGAAGACUCGACAUGCUCUGCGUGCUGAGCGUCAUUAUCGGUCUUGUCCUUGAUAGCAGACAUCUCAAAUACCGGUGAUUUGCUUGUUCUGCCUCUUCUGCACAGUGGUUAUGGGGAAUGACGGCCUUUUAUGCACCUUCUCCAUGCUUGCCAUGUGCUGCAAUCCCCAUGGGGCGACCCGGAUUUACCCCAAGUCGCACGUCUCAAUACCCGCAGAGCGGCUUCGAUCCUCCGUAGGCGUAGAACUACCGUUUCUAGACCUCCGGUGCUUGCGAUAUCCUUGUUCAGAGACCGCCAAGGAGCGAUGUCAAAUACGGGAUGGUUUACGAAGCAGGAUGCCGGGUGAACUUCGGCAGACACUCAGACAACCCCAUGGGAGUUGAAUGCCGCUUACUAACUAAUUCCGUGGAGGAACUUGAUCUUCAUCCUCCGCACUUGAUGCCUCGGGGAGUUGGGGCGGUCGAUACGUCCUCGGAGACCUACGCGGUAUCGCGAACCAUUACAUGGACGAGAAGGAUACCGCGCUCAAAGACGGGAAGAGCUUUACAUCGAACCAUGCGACGAUCUGGCGAUGGCGCUAUGCAUUCCAGAAUCAUUUCGCUUUGUGCAUGCAGUGGGCGUUAUCUAGUGACCUGUCGAAAGCGAAUCAUGCCCCAGUGGUUAUUGUCAGCGAUGGCAAGAGCAAAACUACAUCCGGCCCAGAGCCAUUCUUCAUCGAAGCUGAAGCUGGAUCCCGCAUUACGCUCGAUGCCUCGAAUCCUACGAUCCAGAUGACGAUGAACUUACUCGCCGCUGUUUUCAGUAUAAAGAGGCUACUGCGGCACAGUCGCACAUCCACUGGCCCGUUGUGCUGGAUGUUACCUUCGAGUCCCGAGAAGGAAAUUCCAUUCCCCUCUCGUGCGCGCCUGCUCAGCCUUUUCCAUCGUAAUUCCCCGAUAAUUCGCCGCUGGGCCGUCAAUUCCAAGCGUGGUCGGCCAUUUCCCCGAAGGAUCAGAAAGCACCAAUGCCAAUCUUUACCCCGAAGGACUGCGGGGCUCCGGCCGGAUGCUGCAACUGCCGGUGGCCCGUGGCUGGUGCUUCCCCAUGGGGAGUAGCAUUUCUUGCAGUCUUGAGUCAACUAGCCACUUAUGUUGCUUUUACCCCGCUGAGAGUGCCUGCUUCUCCACGUCGGGGUAUGCUGGCUGACGUCAGGCAGCUACCCUAUUUCCCCGACGGGAUGCAUCAUGAAGAACUUGGUUACAACCGGAGAUUCCGAAGAUCCGUCUAUAAAUGCGAGCGGGUAGGCACCUGCUAUAGGUGUCUGUGGUGAAAUAGCGGGAAUAAUCUUACGCCAAAAUGAAGACUGAGCUCGUGCUAGCGGCUGUAGCGACCAGCGCCCAUGCACAACAGCUGUACGUUUCGAUCGCUGGAUAUACGGAGCGGGCACAAUGUACCAAGCCUCCGUCUACGCCAAGCUAUCGCUUUGAAAGUUUCUCGUUUACACAGAAUGAGACUGUCAGACAAGCCAUCCCGGUGCCUUCGCCCACGACCACUCACGCAUAUGGCCCUGGCUACGAAGAGGCCUACUCGCUCCUAGGAACAAGCCUGUCUACAACAACCUGGGGUAGCUGGUUGCCUAAUGCCACAUCCAUUUCUGCAACCGACACGGAUGACUUAUACGGACAGGCCGCCUGGUCCUCUUUGUGGGUACAAGCAGAUCUCGCAAACUACACAUCGGUCGGUCUAUACACAACCACCGUGGAGCCUACCCCCGUCCCAUCAAGCGAGCUCGUCCUUCCGCCCCGCGACUACUUUGGCCCAACAGAUUGCUACACCUUCCCAGAGGACUUCCUCUUCGGCGUCGCUGCCUCCGCCGCUCAGAUCGAAGGCGCAAUCGCGCUCGAAGGUCGCGGACCAACCCUGAUGGAGAAGCUGAUCCGCGGUGAUCGGCCGACGAACUACAUUACGAAUGAAAACUAUUUCCUCUACAAGCAGGAUCUGCAGCGUCUUGCGGCCAUGGGCGUGAAAUACUACAGUUUCUCGAUCCCCUGGUCGCGCAUCUUACCAUUCACUGUCCCUGGAAGUCCUGUUAACCAGGAGGCCAUUAAGCACUAUGAUGAUCUGAUCAACUACACCCUGGAACUUGGCAUGGUUCCCGUCGUGACAAUGAUCCACUUCGACUCACCGCUGUACUUCCUCAAGGACAGUAACAUGUCUGCAACGCCUGAUAUCGGCUACAACAACGGUGGCUACUGGCAUCCCGAGUUUGUCGAGUCAUUCGUGAACUACGGGAAGAUCCUCUUAACCCACUUUGCGGACCGCGUCCCCGUCUGGACAACAUUCAAUGAGCCACUGCUUUAUGCGUUCAACUUUACAGGAAUUGACAAUGUUGUCAGGGCACACGCGGAGCUGUACCACUAUUAUCAUGACGUCCUCAACGGGACAGGCAAAGUCGGAUUUAAGCUAAAUGAUAACUUUGGUGUUCCCAAGAACCCCGAGAACGCGACAGAAGUCGACGCCGCGAACCGCUUUAACGAGAUGCAGCUUGGCGGCUUUGGGAAUCCACUCUGUCUCGGCGAGCAGUACCCGCAGUCCCUCCUUGACACUUUACCCGGCGCGCAGCCACUCACUGACGAGGACCUGGCGUACGUAUCAAACACUACCGACUUCUUCGGUAUAGAUCCCUACACCGCAACGGUGAUUUCCGUCCCUGCAGAGGGAAUCGAGUCCUGCGCGCGGCAGAAUCUCAGCACGAACCCUCUGUACCCGUACUGCGUCACGCAAGAACAAACCAACAUCUACGGCUGGAACAUCGGCUACCGCUCCGAGAGCUACGUCUACAUAACCCCAACAUACCUCCGCUCCUACCUAUCCUACCUCUGGAACACAUGGCGCAAACCCGUGCUGAUCGGCGAAUUCGGCUUCCCCAUCCACGACGAAGCAUCGCGAGACUUACCAGACCAACUCUUCGACUCGCCCCGGAGCGCGUAUUACCUCUCGUACCUGUCCGAAACGCUCAAAGCGAUCUGGGAGGAUGGUGUGCAUGUCAUGGGGGCGUUUGCGUGGAGCUUUAUGGAUAAUUGGGAGUUUGGGGAUUAUGCGUCGCAAUUUGGGCUUCAGGUCGUGAAUCGCACAAGCCAGGAGAGGUUUUAUAAGAAGAGUUUCUUUGAUAUGGUUGAUUUUGUGGGGGCGAGGGGUGGACUUGGGCAUGAUCAUUAAAUAAAUCGCCUACCCUAAUGUAGCUGGAUAGGGGAAUGUAUUUGCUCUAUACCUCUAUGUCUGGGCUCUAUACAAAGCCCCUAGCGCUUUCCCCUUUGAGAAUACAUACUGAUGCCAAGCGAUGUAGGUUCAUUGAGCAAAGUGACA
Molecule: messenger RNA, 3880 nt
Organism: Aspergillus calidoustus
Lineage: Eukaryota; Fungi; Ascomycota; Eurotiomycetes; Eurotiales; Aspergillaceae
Source: the annotation of a GenBank genome assembly